This is a messenger RNA of Glossina fuscipes, 2009 nucleotides long. RefSeq lists its product as uncharacterized. The transcript is spliced from 3 exons. The record is from RefSeq and is a predicted model, not a curated record. The coding region runs from base 393 to 1562 and encodes 389 amino acids. NCBI's taxonomy places the organism in Eukaryota, Metazoa, Arthropoda, Insecta, Diptera, Glossinidae.
AGAAAAAGAAUUUUUGCUGUAUUUCUUAUAAAUUAACUUUAAAAAAAAAAAAUUCUCAUUUCUCUUUAAUAAAUAAGGAAACAUUACUGUUUACAUAAGUAAUCAUAUACUUUAAUUUAGUUUACUUGAAAAAGUGCCUAUUUAGGGCAAAGUGCCAAUAUAAUCGUUUAACAAAAAAAUCUUAAUUUCAAUAAAUACAAAUGAGAAACAAAAAUACGAGACAUUUAAAUACACUUUAAAAAUUUUUCCAAUAGUAAUGCAAAAAUAUAUAAGAAAGUGUUUUAAAAUCUCAUCAAAAGAAAUCAAAGUGCUGCGUAGCAAAAGCAUAUAAAUAAGAGAUCGUCUGAUAUACUUAUAAAUGUUAAGUGGGUGCGGUUUGUACUACAAUAAUUAUGGAGAAUCUAGAUGUCAAUUUUGGUCCGCAGCACAAUAAUCGACAUCAAGUAUUACAAAAAUAUAGUACAUCGUUAAAGUUAUUACGAAAUUACGCAGAGAAAAAAUAUCAACUGCGUCCGUUUGUCUUCGACAAUUAUGUGCUCUUCCAAUUUUUUCAACAACGAAGUAAUGAUGAAUCACACGAUUCAAGUGGCAGUAAUGCUGCAACGCAAGAAGAGGGCUGGGCGGCCUUUCUUAAAAUGGAGCUGUUAAAUCAUAUUUUGGAUCGUCGAAGACAGAUUAUGUAUUGGUUAUUUUAUCUAUUGUUGGCUUUAUUAUGCGUAUUAGUUUAUCGAUACGAAUCUUCGACAUCAGUAGCCGAACGUAGCGUAAAAUCAAUGGUGUAUCCCGGUAUGCGCAUGUGGCGUCGUAUGACCUUGCCCUUAAUUGAACGUUUUCCACGUUUAACCGAAUUGUAUGAUGAGUCUUGUCUGAUGGGCAAUCCUUUCUUUCAAAUGGACGAUUUAAGUUGUUCUCCGUGUGCGCAUGUCGAAGCGGUAUUAGAUUUAGGUAAUACUAUGCAAAAGCAAGCACUUGAGAGUAAUAAUAAUUUGGGUAUACAAAAAAUGCCCACAUUGGAGUAUGUGCCUUUCAUAUUUAAGAUUGAUCAGAAACCCAUGAAAUUACAACAGUUUUACAAUAUUUAUUCGAGCAAUUAUGAAAUCUUCCAGCGUGAUGCUUAUCGCGUACAAUCUACGAAACGGGAAGUCACCAAUCUGGAUGAACUUUUCAUUGAACUCAAUCGUACACAACAAACUCAAAGUCACAAUUUAUGGCGUUGUAAUCGCAUGCUGCCAGCACGUUUGCUUAGACAACUAAUUGCCCGACCUUCAACUUUGCCUAAUAGUUUAGCUCUGGAACGUUUUAUGGCUAUUGACACGCCGCAAGCUCCCUCAUAUACUCUACCUGAUACCGAAUGUCCGCAUGCUUAUGUACAACAGGCUUUGGGUAAUCGUUUCAUAAUAUUAAGGCCUACAAGUGAAUGCCGUCAUCGCUGCCGUACUUUGUCAAUGCGCCUGCCACAAUCCUUUGUCUUAAGCUAUAAUUGGUGGUAUUGGAAACCGAUCUCUGCCCCAGAUCCUGUCUCUGACACCUUAUCUAUUAGUCUCAUAGGCUCUUAUUGUUAGGUUGCCUCUCAACAUAUCCUUUAUUUUCUAUUCUUAAAGUAAAAUUUUAAAUAUUUUAUUUUCUUUUUCCUUAUUUUAAAUCUUACUGUGAAAACCUGUCGUUGUAUUAUCUAAGAGUCACAAUAACACAAACGUGUUUAUAUAUUAAAUAUGAAAAGAUAAAAAAAAAAAGAAAAAACAAAACAAAACAAAAUGCAAAUGAAAAAGAGAAAAUUAAUUUAACGUUAACAGCAGUUAUGUAUGUUGAAAGAAAUCGCUCGGAUUUUAUUAAAGCAUUUACUGCAAUUAUGUAUGUAUGUAUGUAUGUAUGUAUUUUUCAACCACCAAGGAUUUUUACAUAAAUUAAGAUGACUUAUUUGUUAUCCUUUGCUUAGGGUUUAUAUUUUUAAGAGAAAGUCUGUAUUUACAAAAAAUGCAGAAAGAAAGAAAGUCUGAUUUAUAAGCAAG